Molecule: messenger RNA, 1488 nt
Organism: Spinacia oleracea (spinach)
Lineage: Eukaryota; Viridiplantae; Streptophyta; Magnoliopsida; Caryophyllales; Amaranthaceae
Product: SH3 domain-containing protein 3
Exons: 10
Coding region: 179-1225 (348 amino acids)
Molecular function (GO): protein binding
Source: RefSeq, a predicted model, not a curated record
CUCUAUUAUCUCUCCUGUUUAUUCAUAACAAAAGUAGAAUUAAAAAUGUCGUUACACAGAAGCAUAGUCGCAAAACUUGCCAAUAUUGAGAUCUGACUCCGCUCUCAUUUCAUUAUACUCUGCUCUCUGUUCAAAUCAAUCUCAUCUUCUUUGGAUUCUCUCUGAAAACUGAAAAGCAAUGGAUUCUUUCAGAAGACAAGCCAGCAAAUUACGAGAUCAAGUUGCAAAGCAGCAACAGGCUGUAAUAAAGCACAUCAGUGGGCCUGGCUACGAGAGCUCAGAUAGUGUGGUCAUUGAUGAAGUUGAGUUGCAGAGACAUCAACAACUCGACAAGCUGUACAAAUCCACUCGGUCAGGAAGGGAUUUUCAGAAAGAGAUUGUUAAAGCUGCUGAAGUAUUUGCUACCCUUGGCUACAGAAAAAUCGAAGCAGGUACUAAAUUGUCUGAUGAGUGUUGCAAAUAUGGAGCUGAGAAUAUUGAAGACAACAUUUUGGCUAAGGCUGCAUCAAUAUAUGGUGAUGCUCGUAAACAUGUAGAGAAGGAGCAGGAAGAUUUGAAUAGACUGCUAUUAUCUCAGGUGUUAGAUCCCCUGAGGCAAAUGAGUACUGGUACUCCUCUAGAGGAUGCUCGUCAUCUUGCACAACGAUAUAGUCGUAUGAGACAGGAAGCUGAAACACAGGCAGCUGAGGUCAAUCGAAGGCGGGCACGUGUUAGGGAGGCUCCAACCCACGAAAAUUCAGCAAAGCUACAAGCAGCAGAAGCUAGAAUGCAAGAGCUGAAAGCUAACAUGGCAGUUUUAGGCAAAGAAGCAGCUGGUGCUUUAUCUGCUGUUGAGUCGCAGCAGCAAAGAUUGACAUUUCAAAGGCUUGUAUCACUGGUCGAAGGGGAAAAGAAUUACCAUCUUAGAAUAGCAACAAUUCUUAAUGAGGUUGAAGCUGAGAUGGUGUCUGAGAAGCAGCAGAAAGAAUCCGCUCCUACUGUCCUCUCAAUAGAGAACAAUUCAGAGAAAAAGAUGUUCUGCUUAGCUGAAGCAGUCCAUCCGUUCUAUGCCGAAACUGAGAAAGAGCUGAGUCUUGCAGUUGGCGAUUACGUUGUUGUACGCAAGGUAAUCCCGUCUGGCUGGUCUGAAGGAGAAUGUAAGGGCAAAGCAGGUUGGUUUCCAACAGCUUAUGUCGAGAAUCGUCAGAGGAUUCCAGCGAGGAACGCUGUUGCUGAGGCUUACUAGACGUCAAUCAUCUUUCCUACCUUUCAAUUCAUUGAGCCCUGCAUUUUUUGAACAAUACGGAAGAUCAAAUCAGCUAUUUCCAUAUCUAUGACAAGCACAAGCCAAGUUACGAGCCCUGUAUCAAGUUUGAAUGUUUGUGUCUGGUUUGUUUGAGUAGUGUCGAAUUUAUAUUAGGUUUUUAAAAUGUAAUGUAACUUUUACUCUGCUAGCUUGUGAAUGGUAUAUUUGCGAGUUCACGGUGAAUGAAAAGUUAAUGUUGUUGA